Molecule: messenger RNA, 4821 nt
Organism: Vollenhovia emeryi
Lineage: Eukaryota; Metazoa; Arthropoda; Insecta; Hymenoptera; Formicidae
Gene: Myo31DF
Product: myosin-IA
Exons: 15
Coding region: 231-3263 (1010 amino acids)
Biological process (GO): vesicle transport along actin filament; actin filament organization
Cellular component (GO): vesicle; plasma membrane; myosin complex
Molecular function (GO): microfilament motor activity; actin filament binding; ATP binding
Source: RefSeq, a predicted model, not a curated record
UCGCUCGCGCGCGAGAUAGCGAGAGCGAGGCUGGCGGCGCGACGGUGCGAGCGAACGGCACCAGCCAACCGUCAGUGCGCGCGGAUCGGUCGCGCGCGGUGGCAGCACACGUGGGCGGUUGACAAGUGCGGGCUAUUACGAUCGCGAGCGACGCGCGCGCGUGCCGUAUUCGUGCCCGGUGCCGCGCGGUGCAGUGCGAACGAGCGAGACGCGAGACAGGCGAGACGGAGAUGGCGAGCCACGACGUCGGCAUCGGCGACUUCGUGUUGCUGGACGAAAUCACGGCGGAGCGCGUGGUGGAGAAUCUCAAGACGAGAUUUAACGGAGGAAAGAUUUACACGUACAUCGGCGAGGUCUGCGUGAGCGUGAACCCUUACAGAAACACCAAUAUCUACGAUGUGGACCAGAUUAAUAAGUACAAAGGGAGAGAACUGUUCGAGAACCCGCCGCACAUCUUCGCGAUCGCGGACGCGGUGCACAAGGAGAUGAAGCAGCAGGGCAGGGACACUUGCAUAGUCAUAAGCGGCGAGUCGGGCUCCGGUAAAACGGAAGCCAGCAAAAUCAUAAUGAAGUACAUUGCCGCCGUGACCAAUCUCAGCGGCCAGCAGGAGAUCGAGAGGGUGAAGAACAUCCUCAUCCAGUCCAACUCGAUAUUGGAGGCGUUCGGCAACGCCAAGACAAAUAGGAACGACAACUCGUCGCGCUUCGGGAAGUACAUGGACAUCAAUUUCGAUUUCAAGGGAGACCCCAUCGGCGGCCACGUGACCAAUUACCUCCUCGAGAAGUCGCGGGUGGUCUAUCAGCAGAAGGGAGAGCGCAACUUUCACUGCUUCUAUCAGUUACUGAACGGCUGCAGCGAGGCCGAAUUGAACAAGCUGCGCUUGGUCCGCGACCCGGCCGCUUACUACUUCAUCGGUAGCGGAAGCAACAACAAGACCGCCACUUCCGACAGAAGCGACUACAAGACCGUUUGCACCGCAAUGUCCAUCCUCGGCUUCUCCACGACCGAGACGCAGACGAUAUGGAGUAUCAUCGCUGGUAUCUUGCACUUGGGUAACGUCACCUUCAGGCUGGACGAUGACAAACUCAUAAUGGAGAAUAAAAGCGCUUUAAAUGACACCGCUAACUUGUUCUCCAUCAACUCGAAAGACCUGAGCACCGCUCUCUCGCAGAGAGUCAUAGCGGCGGGCGGAGAAGUCAUGCAGAAGACUCACACCUUGAUAGAAGCCGAGUACGGUCGAGAUGCAUUAGCGAAGGCUAUAUACGAACGAUUGUUCACAUGGAUAGUGUCGCGCGUCAAUGGGUCGAUCAACGUAAAUAACAGCGACGACAUGAAGAGAUACGGUACGCUGAUCGGCGUGCUCGAUAUCUACGGUUUCGAGAUCUUCGACAUGAACAGCUUCGAGCAGUUUUGCAUCAAUUAUUGCAACGAAAAGCUGCAGCAGCUUUUCAUCGAAUUGGUCCUGAAACAAGAGCAAGAGGAGUAUCAGAGGGAAGGCAUAGCUUGGCAAAACAUCGAGUACUUUAACAAUCAGAUUAUUUGCGACUUGGUCGAGCAAGCGCACAAGGGGAUUAUAGCAAUCAUGGAUGAAGCUUGCCUCAACGUCGGGAAGGUCACCGACGAGAUGCUUCUCAACGCAAUGGAUAAGAAGUUGAUGAAUCAUCAUCACUACAGCUCUCGGCAAUUAAAACCGAUGGACAAAGAAUUGGAGCACAGAACGCAGUUCAAGAUCAAACACUAUGCGGGCGAUGUGAUUUACAAUAUCAACGGCUUCCUCGACAAGAACAAAGACACACUUUUCCAGGACUUCAAACGUCUUCUCUAUCAAAGCAAAAAUUCUGUGCUUAGCAAAAUGUGGCCCGAGGGUGCGCAGAAUAUUUUGAAGACGACAAAGAGGCCUUUAACCGCUGGCACGUUGUUCCGCAACUCUAUGAUUGCGCUGGUGAAGAACCUAGCGAGCAAGGAACCCUUUUAUGUCAGAUGCAUAAAACCAAACGAGGUAAAGUCUCCAGUCGUGUUCGAUGACGAGAGAGUAAAUCAUCAAGUGAGGUAUUUGGGACUUGUGGAGAACAUUUUGGUGAGACGAGCUGGUUUCGUGUACAGACAACAAUACGACAGAUUUCUGAAAAGGUACAAAAUGAUAUCACAAUACACAUGGCCGAACUUUCGAGGCGACAGCCACAAGGAAGGCGUACGCACAUUGAUGGACGAGAAGGGUUUCUCGCACGACGUUAAGUACGGUCACACGAAGAUCUUCAUUCGUUCGCCGCAGACCCUAUUUGCAUUAGAAAAGAUGCGCAGCGACUUAAUACCGGGCGUCGUGAUUCUCCUGCAAAAGCAAUGGCGAGGCUACCUCUGCCGUCAGAAGUACAAGAAGAUGCAGGCAGCGUUGGUGCUGAUGAAGCACUACAGACGAUACAAACGACGGGUCUACGUCAAGCAGCUCGAGCGUACGUUCAAGGGCGCCAGGAAUAUGCGAGAUUACGGCAAGAGUUUGCAGUGGCCGCGCGAGAAUUUCGCCGUGAGGCACGUGGUGCCCGCUUUGAGGAACAUGUACGCGAGGUGGUGGGCGUGGAUGGUGCUCCGAGCGAUUCCGCGGGAGGACUGGCCGCAACUUCGGCUGAAGAUGGCCGCGGGCGCCGUGUUGCGUUCGAAGCGGUCUUACUGGGGCCAGGACCGUCGCUGGGAGGGAAACUAUCUGUCCAGGCCGGACGAGAAUCCUCUAAACAACGUUUUCAACUCGUCGAUAAACAAUCUGCGAAACAACGAUCACUUCAAGACCGUCCUGUUCAGCGCGUUUAUUAGGAAGACCAACAGGUUCAACAAGCCGGCGGAUCGUGUUCUGGUGGUGACGGAGCACACUGUGUACAAGCUCGACAGCAUCAAGUUCAAGAACUUGAGAAAAGGCAUGCCGAUAGCGGAAAUCACCGGCCUAAGCGUUUCCCCUGGGAGAGACCAGCUUAUUACGAUUCAUUCGAAUCGCGGAAACGAUUUCGUCCUAUCGAUCGUCGCCAAAGACGACAGGAUCGGAGAGCUGGUUGGCGUGCUGAGCAACCGAUACUAUCAACUGCGUGGCGCCGACCUGCACGUCACAGUGGACGUGAGGUUCAAGUGCAUGCUCGGCAACAAGAGCAAAUUGUUAAACAUCGAAGUGAUGCCCGACGUGAUCGAGCCCACGUUCAAGAAGGACGGUAAUCAAAUCGUCUAUGCCAUUCCAUCGUCGAUGGGCAUCAUCGACGGCGGUGCUAAUACAAGACAAUAGAUUCGCAUUGGUCAAUUAUAAAGUCCGACGAGACUUAUUCGAGACUGUAUCAUAAAAAAAGUACAUAUUUUUUAAUAAUUUACUGUUAUCAAACGUGCGGUUGUCCUACACUCAGCACGUGCGAUUUAAAGAGACAAUAUGCAGUACUCGAAGUUCGCAUUUGAAAGUUUUUCCUCGUUGAAUCGAUGCCUUUUACAUAUUUUUCAAUUUGCAAUAUUAACCACGUUGUGACGAAUGUCAAUGCGACAUUUUACUACGACGGAAGUUCGAUCAAUGUUUAUAUCUGUUGCGCAAUCAAACGUUCAAAUUAAAUGUGAUGUCCAAGUUCUCAUUACAUAUAUUAUCAUAGGCAUAUAUUAUAUGUAUAUUAUUGUAGACGUAUUGCUGGAAAUUCAAGCGCAGGUUUCUUUCCGUGAUAAGAAUGUUGACAAGAAUGUUUAUAAUUAUGUUUCAAAAACAUUAUUGGUUUUCCCCCAGCGACAUUAUAACUUCUAAAGUUAUCUCUUUUGUGCUACGUUUCAACAAUUUCAGCGAUAAGUAUUUUUAAUUUCUUGAAGAGUAAACGCUGAGAAAUUUGAAAUCUCGUCAACUGUGGUGCCUGCAUAAUGGAUACACUUAUGUCAAGAGUAUGUAAAAAAAGAAAAGAUAUCGCAGUACAAGUUAAUUACGUGACACAUGCGAGUCACUUGCGUAGCGUGAAGCACAUGAGAAAUUUGAUAAACUCUCCGCACGCUGAUAUAUUCCAUCAAGUAUAGCGCCCACGACGCAUUUCUCUGUAAAUACUCUAUAAUAUAUUAUAAAUAUUAUUAGCUUGUAAUGUGCGGCGUGAGGGAGAGCGAGACGUGAAAUCCACGAGAGUCGAGUUUUACCGGAGGAUGUAACAGUGAAUGCGUAAUUUAUAAGAGAAUAACUUAAACGUUAUUCAUCGAGUUGUUCCUUUCUCAGAGGAAGACGCUACCGACGUGUUACGGUGAUCAUGCAGAAUCAUCCCUUUUCUCAUCAACCGCAAUGUGCCGUAAGCUUGUGGCCUUCUAUUUACUACCAGAUCGAAAUACUUUUCAAAGAUUUUUUACAUAAAUGUUUAAAUACAAAAAGCACACAGUGUGACAGAACAAAUAAAUAUAUACAUAUACGAGUGCGAAAACAGCGCGACGAAACUCUAAAUAUACAUGUUACCGUACACCAGUGUGCCUGCUAACUCGAUUCAAAAUAUAACGAAAGUUAAACGCGUCCUUUUCCAAAGAAAGUUUUGGAUCUUCCCGUGUACUUAGAUUUAGAGAGACUGUAUAGGAAUAUAUGUAUACAUAAAGCUUAAUCAAAAAUAUAUAUUAUUUUGACGUUAAUUCGACCGAGUGGAAACGAACUUGUUAUGCAUUGCCAUAGAGUCCGGUACUUAUGCAUUUAUGAAGCAUUCAUUAAAAACGACAUAGUUCGCUUUUUGUAAUCCAUAGAACAAAGCGUUACUUUAUUUUUCCAUUGGCAAAUGUAAUCGAGCGCUUUAAAAACACGUUUAGAAAUGUGCCAUUGUUAGAAAAUAAAGUGGAAUUUUUAUCUUAUA